Metarhizium brunneum ARSEF 3297 is the source of this 1008-nucleotide messenger RNA. RefSeq lists its product as uncharacterized. Gene Ontology annotation, cellular component: cytoplasm. Gene Ontology annotation, biological process: protein prenylation. The record is from RefSeq and is a predicted model, not a curated record. Gene Ontology annotation, molecular function: protein prenyltransferase activity. NCBI's taxonomy places the organism in Eukaryota, Fungi, Ascomycota, Sordariomycetes, Hypocreales, Clavicipitaceae.
AUGUCGAGUGCCAUCGACGGCAGUUUGAGGCGUGGGUCGCAAAAUGAGGAUCCGAAGGAAAUAUACGACGCCAUCUCACAUGAACUCUCACAGAUAUACCACCCAUACAUCGACAUAGAACUCUUGCCCAAGGGGUUCGAAACAGAACUCAAGAAUACCUACUUUGUCAAGGAGGAACAUUGCCUCGCGAUACCCAAACUUAGGCUCGUCCAAGCAUUCACAGCGGCUCGCCAAAUACUCAUAAGCCAUCUGAACAAGCCAGGCAGCAUAUCCACGGAUGAUGUACGGAAAGCAACCAGCGUCAUGUUACUCAUGGACUCCGAGCAUCUCACGGCCGCCAACACGAGAAAGCGACUACUCUUGCGGCAGACACUCGCAGCGUGUGAGCGGAAAGCAGAGCUUGGAAGGGAAAUGUACUUUGUGAACAGUUUACUCUCAAGCCACCUUCAUCGGCAUACGAAAUCGCCCGUAUUAUGGAGCCACAAACACUGGCUUCUACGGCAAUACCUGGAAGCAAAGGUGCCCAUAGACCUGAUGCACGACCUCGAAAGCGUGGUUUUCGUUGCAGCAGAAAGACACCCCAAGAACUAUUACGCAUGGACAUAUGCGAGGGACUUGUUCGUCUCCAGAGCCAAAGUCAAGCCAGGCUGGGACGCGGAGCAAGACGAAGAGCUUAUGAGAAUGACAGCCAAAUGGUGUCGCCUUCAUCAUGACGACAUAUCCGGCUGGUCGUUUUUGCUGCAUCUCGCACUAGGAUCCCCACAGCACGCCCAAGAGAUAUUCAGGCAAACAGCAAGGCUGGUGCAGACUUACACCUGGCGCGGAGAGUCGGUGUGGAAUUUCCUGCGGACCUUGGUGCUGGUUCCCGCCAUGAGAGACAGCUCGGAAGUUAGGCAGAGUUUUGUUGAUUUGUGGCAUCAUGUGCGACAAGACAUACGGGAUGCGCAGAGCUUGGAUGCCAAAGUUUUGGAUAGAGCUGCGGCCUGGGCCGAAAUACCCAGACCGUAA